UAACAAAGUUAAUCAGCUGCUUAAGCACGUUCCGCAUUCUAGGAAUGCGGAACGUGCUUCCCCAAUGAUUGGGGAGACAGUUUUGUCUCCCCAAUCAUUGGGACUGCAAUGAUUGGGCAUUUAGUGCCCAAUCAUUGCUGAACUUUUAAAAAAAAACAAAUUUUAUUUAAUUUUUUUUAUAAACACUAUAAAUUAAAUACAAUGUUAUCAAACGAUAUAUUAAAAAUCGAUUUAAAUGCUUGUUUGAUUUAAGUACUAAUUUUAACAAAUUGAAAAUAUCUGGGUACCGGAGCCAACUACCGCAUGUAGGUCACUUAAUUUGUAUCUCUGAGCCUUGGUUUUGCAUAUAUAACUUAGUCUCUAAAAUAAACACACCUCAUUCACUCUCAUUACAGAACAACAAACUGAUUUUGAGUUUCCGAAUGGAUUCUUGUCCUUUAAGAGACGACGGAAGGCCGAUGUUCAAAUCAAAAAUACCCCGUUUUUUCAAGAUUAUUCUUGACGACGCCCUUCGUGAUGGCAAGCUUUAUAUUCCAAGAAAAUUUGUCAGACUCUACGGAAACAAUCUGCCAAGUUCAGUAGUCCUCAAGGUUCCAAGUGGUGCAAAAUGGAAACUAGAUUUAGUGAAAUCUGACGGUGAGAUUUGGUUCCAGAAGGGUUGGCAAGACUUUGUCAACUUUUACUCUAUAGCUUAUCGGUCAUUUCUAGUCGACCACUUUCAGUGUUUUAUUUUUUCUUUUAUUUAUUUAAUGAAGGUUCAAUAGAAAAUCGUUUAUUAAUUUAUAUCGAUUUCUAAAAUUAUAUCAUUUGUUAAUAAUAAUUUAAAAUCGUUAUUAAUUCAUAUCGUUUAUUAAUAUUAUUUUUUUAAAAAUUAUUUAUUAAUUUUUUUUGGCAAUGAUUGGCCCAA
Mercurialis annua (annual mercury) is the source of this 907-nucleotide messenger RNA. Its product is annotated as B3 domain-containing transcription factor VRN1-like. Gene Ontology annotation, molecular function: DNA binding. Bases 423 to 764 code for a protein of 113 amino acids. The record is from RefSeq and is a predicted model, not a curated record. Lineage: Eukaryota; Viridiplantae; Streptophyta; Magnoliopsida; Malpighiales; Euphorbiaceae. The transcript has 2 exons.